Varroa destructor (honeybee mite) is the source of this 2813-nucleotide messenger RNA. RefSeq names its product propionyl-CoA carboxylase alpha chain, mitochondrial-like. Lineage: Eukaryota; Metazoa; Arthropoda; Arachnida; Mesostigmata; Varroidae. Gene Ontology annotation, cellular component: mitochondrion. The record is from RefSeq and is a predicted model, not a curated record. Gene Ontology annotation, molecular function: metal ion binding; propionyl-CoA carboxylase activity; ATP binding.
AGCGAUUCGAUACCUGUUGCAUUUUGCAUUCUACGAUUCUCUGUGGUGCAGUGGGGUGCUUCUGUGCGCGUAGCAUAAGCAUCUAGUGCAAGUGUAUCUCCUUCAGGUGACAGCAGUGAAGGUGUCAAUAUGUUGUUAGAUUGAUGCCUCUGAUAUCCUUUAUUUUGAAGUUACUAGCAGUUGAAAGUUACCAUCCCCAAUUCUUCUAAAAAGGCUGAAGAAGGGUAGCUUCUAGGCGUUAAACUUCGGCUUCCAACGAGCUGCGGCAUUCAGUCACUGUUGCAGAGAAAUAAUUUACAUGUUCGAAAUUGAACAAUGCUCCGCUGGUUAAAUACGAUCCCCCGAAAUCGGGGUGGUUCUGCCGUCGUAAAAUCUACUGGUGAAAUCAGUCAACGUGGUCAGCGGACCCUUGCGGAGGCUGCAGCGGCGAUACCGUCAUGGCAGCAGCUGGUCUACACGACGGAUCCCAUCGAUACUUCAGAACAAAAGUUUGGAAAGAUCCUGAUUGCCAACCGUGGAGAGAUCGCGUGUCGAAUUAUCGAUACCUGCCGCCGAAUGGGGAUACGAACAGUGGCGGUUUUUUCGGACGUAGAUUCCCGUUCACUUUUUGCACGAAUGGCUGAUGAGGCGUUCUGCAUAGGUCCGGCUCCGACAAAUCUCUCAUACCUUAAUAUUGAAGCUAUUAUGGACGCUGUACGGAAAUCAGGCGCUGAGGCCGUUCAUCCAGGUUACGGAUUUUUGUCGGAAAACACGGCGUUUGCUGCUCGUCUUGAAAAAGAUGGUGUUUCUUUCAUAGGGCCAAACGCAAAGGCUAUUGAAAGCAUGGGUGACAAAAUAAUGUCUAAACAGCUAGCCAAUGAGGCAAAAGUGAAUUGCAUCCCGGGAUACGAUGGAGUAGUAAAUAGCCCCGAAGAAGCAAUAAAGAUAGCUCAUGAAAUUGGAUAUCCUGUUAUGAUCAAAGCUUCUGCAGGUGGAGGUGGCAAAGGCAUGCGAGUUGCUUGGAACGACAAGGAGGCGGCGGAAGGGUUCCGUUUCUCGAAGGAUGAGGCGGCCGCUUCUUUCGGCGACGACCGCCUUCUCAUAGAGAAAUACAUUGACAACCCGAGGCAUAUCGAAAUUCAAUUCCUCUGCGAUAAACACGGAAACGGCAUUUACCUAAAUGAACGAGAAUGUUCGAUCCAACGACGUAACCAGAAAGUGAUCGAGGAAGCACCGUCUACCUUUGUAACCCCCGAAUUACGGAAAGCGAUGGGCGAACAGGCUCUGGCUCUUGCCAAAGCGGUCGGUUAUGAUUCAGCUGGAACGUGCGAAUUUCUUGUUGAUUCAGGAAAGAACUUCUACUUUCUCGAAAUGAAUACCCGAUUGCAGGUCGAACAUCCAAUUACGGAAUGCAUCACUGGAGUGGAUCUUGUACAGCAAAUGAUUCGAAUAGCUAAGGGGCAUCCGUUAAAGAUUACCCAGGAUAAGGUUCCUCUCAAUGGGUGGGCAUUUGAGAGCCGAGUGUAUGCCGAGGACCCCUUCAAAAACUUCGGCUUGCCAUCCGUCGGGCGACUGCACCGUUAUAUCGAGCCCACAGAUAUACCACAAGUCAGGUGUGACUCGGGCAUUGUGGAGGGAUCUGAAAUUUCAAUCUACUAUGAUCCAAUGAUCUGUAAACUUGUCACGUAUGGUCCAACAAGAGAUGCCGCACGCAAUACUAUGAUCCAGGCGUUGGACAAGUACGUGAUUAGAGGUGUUUCACACAAUAUAGCAUUGCUACGCGCUGUCAUGGAGGAGGAACGCUUUAUUAAAGGAGAUACCAGCACAAGUUAUCUUACGGAAGUCUGGCCAAAAGGUUUUAGCGGAAUUCAAUUAACACCGAUAAAAAAAGAUCAUCUGACGGCUAUUGCGGCGUCCGUGUUUGUGCAGGACGACCUCACGGCCCGUGCUGUGCUGAACUCGUCUCAGCUUCGGCGCACGAACGAAGAGAACCGGACUUGGGAACUGCAGGUGGAAAAUGGACCGGAGAAAAGCCGUACCUCAGUUAUGAAGACUUCGUGCGGUAAAUACGUUGCAACGAUUGGCAGUAGUCAGUAUACCUUGAGGCUUCCUACCAGUUUAUCGCAACCCACCAUCGAGGUGUGUUUUGAUAAAGACAAGGACAUCGAAUACGUGGUCCAGUUGCCUACACGAGACUUUGCUGGUAAUAUACAGCUACGAUUUGAAGGAACAACUUUCAAUCUUAAGGUGGUGACUAGCAAAUGUGCUGAAUUCCUACGACGAAUGCCUGAGAAACCAAAACCGGAUGCGUCUAAACAGGUGAUGGCUCCGAUGCCAGGUUUGGUAAAGUCGGUUGCAGUGGGUACUGGAGAUUUAGUUGCUGAACACCAAGAAGUCUGCGUAGUUGAAGCCAUGAAAAUGCAAAACUCAUUGGUUUCUAAUGCAACAGGAAAGGUAAAAGCUGUGCUUGUUAAAGCAGGCGAGGCCGUGGAGGAAGGCCAGUUGCUCGUUGAAUUGGAAUAAUAGAAGACAGGCAUCGUCAAGUAAAAUAACGGUUUACCAGUCAGACUAGAACAAUCUGUUGAUUUUAGCUGAGGUUAUUCCGUUCAUUAGUUAACAUCACUUCACAGCAAUGCUUUUCAUUGAAAAGUGAUUGAAUCUACGAUUCAAAAAUGUAUCAUAUGGCUUUGAGAUAUCAUCUUUAUAGUAUCCCUCUAAACAAGAUGAAAAACAGGAACUUGUGCCAUCAACGACAGUUACAAAAGAGCGCAUCAGUGAAGCAACUGACUGAACGAUUAAAGCCUUUUGCAGAAUAAAUAACUUGGUCUCCAACA